AUGGAGUACCAGUACUCCCGACUCAGCACGAAUGAAUUUCGUCUCCUCACCCUCCACCCUCGAUUCUCUGUUCCACAAGAUGCCUCACGAGAAGAACAGCCUGUCUCCUGCACUUUGAGAUCUUAUCGUCGAGAUCAGAGCCCUCCUUACAAAGCUCUAUCAUACACUUGGGGUGAUGCUUCCGUCAAAGUUCCCAUCUUAGUAAAUGACAGUACGCUACACGUUACAUCAAACCUAUUCACAGCUCUGGAACAUAUUCGUGCAGAAGAUUCACCAGUCACAUUAUGGAUCGAUGCGAUCUGUAUCAAUCAAGAAGACGACGAGGAAAAGUCCUCACAAGUGAAGAUGAUGAGGGAGAUCUAUAAUACCGCUGAGCACACAAGAUCAUGGUUGGGUCCAGCUGGCGAUGGAUCCGACGGCGCCAUGGCGGAGCUCAAUCGCAUCGGUUCCUUACUCAUUGAGAAAGAGCUCAUUGAACCAAUGAAGGAGUUCUUCAGGCUCGAUCCAGCCGAAGUGGAGCGAUAUAUGGUGUUGGAAAGCAAGAUCAAAGAUGGAGUGGCUCCAUUGGUCAUUCAGGCGGUCGAGAACACGUCCCAGACACUGACCUUCGUUCAAAAUGCUUGUAGCAUUCUUUCGCGAGACUAUUGGAAGCGUGUGUGGAUCCUACAGGAACUUAUCGUUUCGCCUCACGUCGUUUUUCAGUGUGGGAAGUCUACCAGCGACUUCCCGACAAUAUAUGCGAGCUUGUGCUACCUGCAUCUACUCGGCACUCAGAUCAUCACACGCGAGCUGGGAAGAAUAGGAGGGAUAGAGAACCUUGACGAGGAAUCGACAGCCACCUUCAACUUUGCCAUUUCUCUGAGCACACAAACUGAUCGUAUUUCGAAUUCCACCAAACUCUUUGGUGCCAGACUGAGGUACCAAGGUGACGCCGCUAAGGAUUUGGAAGUGUCUCAAUAUUCGAAGUUAGGUAGCAGCAUGUUUGAAUUGUUAGCUAGAAUUCAUGUCUCAGGUGCCAACAAAACCUUUUGUGGAGCCACAAACCCCAGGGAUAGAAUCUUUGCUCUCCUCGGCAUAGCAAACGACAGGGCUCGACUUGGUAUCCAGCCAGAUUAUACCCAGUCUAGGACAUGCUCUGAUAUCUACACAGAGGUAGCUCGUGCUAUCAUCCAGUCCGGCCACGUCGAUCUCCUAUCCCUUUCUCAACCUCAAGGUAGAGAUGAGGACAUGCCUUCAUGGGCUCCUGACUGGCGUGCAGAAUGGAUUCUAACACCUUCUGGACAGCUGCCAUGGGACUCGGCAUUCAAAGCAUUCUCCUUAGCAACAGAAUCAAUUGAUCUCAGUACUCUCACCGUGAGCGAAGAGAUCUCACCCAAUCAGCUGCGACUCCGGGGGUAUGCAAUUGAUGUCCUUGAAGAAGUGGGCAAAACAUGGACUCCACCCUACCUUGAAGGCUAUUCCGGAGAAUCAAGCCUUCCUCUAAUUUCCGCUUACCUGACCGACAUCACCAACUUCUGCACCAAAUCCGAAGAGAAGAUUGCCAAAUGUCAGAAAUCCAUCUACGUCAAUGACUCCGACCGCGUAUUAGCCCGUAAGCGCGUCCCUGUUGCGGAUCAGGAGGAAUACGGCACUGGCUUCAUCAGAAGAGCAGGCCUGGAUGCUGAUACUGGGUACGAUCAUGUCACCCAGCACUGCGAUAUCGUCAUGCGAGGUAAUUCUGCUGAGAUUACGCCAGAGCAAGCGCAGCAUUUCACUCAUCCUCUCAGAGCUUCUUACAGCAAUAUGAUGAACUGGCAGCGUGAUCGACGACCUUACCUCUCCGAAAAGGGGUAUGUAGGACUGGCACCACUUCAUGCACUAGCGGGCGAUGUGAUUGUUCUCUUUGAGAAAGCGAAGUUUCCUUAUGUCUUGAGAGAUAAUGGUAAUGGUACCUAUAUUUUCGUUGGUGAGGCAUAUGUUCAUGGGAUCAUGUAUGGGGAGUACGUCGAGGGCUCGUCCGCUGGUGAUUUGACUACUUUUAUUCUGGUCUAG
Messenger RNA from Cadophora gregata, 2031 nucleotides. RefSeq lists its product as uncharacterized. The coding region runs from base 1 to 2031 and encodes 676 amino acids. The transcript has a single exon. Lineage: Eukaryota; Fungi; Ascomycota; Leotiomycetes; Helotiales; Ploettnerulaceae. The record is from RefSeq and is a predicted model, not a curated record.